Lolium rigidum is the source of this 1025-nucleotide messenger RNA. Its product is annotated as glyoxylate/hydroxypyruvate reductase HPR3-like. NCBI's taxonomy places the organism in Eukaryota, Viridiplantae, Streptophyta, Magnoliopsida, Poales, Poaceae. Gene Ontology annotation, cellular component: cytosol. Bases 1 to 1011 code for a protein of 336 amino acids. The record is from RefSeq and is a predicted model, not a curated record. Gene Ontology annotation, molecular function: hydroxypyruvate reductase [NAD(P)H] activity; NAD binding; glyoxylate reductase (NADPH) activity. The transcript is spliced from 2 exons.
AUGGCGUCCGGCGUCACCGCCGCGACGGCUCCUCCCUCGGGCGCCAAGCACUCGGUCCUCCUCCUGCGCCGCGCCAACGACUACCUCGCCACCGCGCUACGGGCGCGCUACCGCGUCCUCAGCUUCUACGACUCGGGCGCGCCCCUCCCGGCCUUCCUCGCCGCGUCCGCCGCCGCGGAGCCCGAGCCCCCGCGGGCUGCGCUCGUCGUCGGCGGCGGAGCCAUCCGCGUGGACACCGCCUUCCUCGAUGCGGCGCCGUACCUUCGCUGCGUCGUGACCACCUCCGCCGGCCUGGACCACAUCGACCUCGCCGAGUGCGCGCGCCGGAGCGUCCUCGUGGCCGGCGCCGGCGAGGUAUUCUCCACGGACGUGGCCGACCACGCCGUAGGGCUCCUCAUCGACGUGCUCCGGAAAGUCUCCGAGGCCGACCGCUACGUCCGGCGCGGGCUGUGGCCGGUCCAAGGAGACUACCCGCUCGGCUCCAAGCUAGGUGGCAAGCGCGUAGGCAUCAUCGGUCUGGGGAGCAUCGGUUCAUCGAUCGCUAGGCGUCUCGAAGCAUUUGGCUGCGUCAUCCAGUACCAUUCCAGAAGACCAAAGGAUACCGUCUCCUUCAGAUAUUUCCCCGAUGCGAUUAGCCUCGCCACUGAAUCUGAUGUGCUCAUUGUCGCGUGCGCCCUGAACGCUCAGACACGGCACAUUGUCAACAUGGAAGUCCUGGAGGCACUAGGAGAAGACGGCGUAGUGGUGAACAUCGCACGUGGAGGGAACAUUGAUGAGGCGGCGCUGAUCAGGGCGCUCAAGGGAGGGGAGAUAGCUGGUGCGGGCCUAGACGUAUUUGAGAAGGAGCCAGAGGUGCCGACGGAGUUCUUCUCCAUGGACAACGUGGUGCUCACCGCUCAUGAGGCGGUCUUCACCACGGAGUCUCGCUCCGACCUUAGCGACCUCAUGAUUGGAAACCUGGAGGCAUUCUUCUACAGUAAGCCGUUGCUCACGCCUGUUCUUCCCAAGUAGAUGUGGGUUUUUUU